CGAACAGAACUGGGGUGGGGGUAAAACGGAGGAUUUUUAAUCGUCAAUUAUUCGAGACUGGCUGAGUGAAAACAAUUUUUUUUCUGCUCAUCUUAAAGAAGAUUUUCGGCACCAAACGUGAGCCCCAGUUCGUUGAAAUCGGAUCGUUGAGUCUAGAGAUAUUGGGGAAUUCCCGGAGGUCAUUUCGGCGAAUUUCUGGGAGGGGGGAGCGACGAAUUGUUUACCCCCGGCCAUUGCUCGAGACUGGCAGAGUGAAAUUGAAGAUCUUUGUUCUCAUUUUCGAGGGCAUUUUUUGGGGAUUAAAAUAAGCUUUGAGUCAUCGAAAUCGGUUCAUUGAGUCCAGAGAUACAGAGGAUUCAGUGAAAUUCAGUUUACCGAUCAUCCCCUAGUGUCAGACGUGUGUCACACGUAUCAGUGGCAUCAGUGCGAUGAUGACUACGAUGAUCAGACGAGUUUUCCAUUCUGGAAUAUUCAGUGAUGUCUGACAAGGGGGAAAUGUGUCAUUAAGUUGGUUUUUUAUCGAACGACGGACACUUGAACACACGAGUGUCACGCAGUACGUGAUGAUCGGGUGAAUGGACUAUCAGACGUUGACAGUUGGCAAAUGAUAAAGACUUUUUGAGUUGGAGAAGGAAAAAGUCGAGGAGGAGAUGUGGCUGACAACCGGAGAGGCAGCGAGCCUCGGCGCCGACGAAGUAGCAGCCCGACUCCACGUUGACACGAGAAAUGGGCUCUGGUGGCAAGAGGCCGAGCAGAGACAAAAAUUAGUGGGAUACAAUGAACUAACGGUCAAAGAGGAAGAUCCAACGUGGAAAAAAUACAUCGAACAGUUCAAAAAUCCAUUGAUUCUGUUGUUACUCGGAUCGGCAUUCGUCAGUGUCUGCAUGAAGCAGUUCGAUGAUGCUGUCAGUAUUACAGUUGCCAUUAUAAUAGUUGUAACAGUAGCAUUCGUCCAGGAGUAUCGUUCGGAGAAGUCCCUGGAGGAACUGAAUAAAUUGGUACCUCCAACCUGUCAUUGCCUCAGGGAGGGACGAGUCGAAACAUUUCUCGCUCGAAAUCUAGUCCCAGGUGACAUUGUUCUCCUGAAUAUUGGAGAUCGCGUGCCAGCGGACAUAAGAAUCUACGAAGCAAUAGAUUUGUCAAUCGACGAAAGUAGUUUUACAGGGGAAACUGAGCCGGCGCAAAAAUCAACAGCUCCUUUGCUGAAGAGCAAUGGCCACACAUCGAAGAAGAACAUUGCAUUUAUGGGGACUCUUGUACGAUGUGGCAAUGGCAAGGGAAUUGUCAUUAACACCGGUGAGAAGAGUGAAUUCGGUGAGGUAUUCACCAUGAUGAUGGCUGAGGAAGCCCCAAAAACACCCCUCCAAAGGAGUAUGGACAUUCUCGGUGCCCAAUUGUCCUCCUAUUCAUUCUGCAUAAUCGCUUUCAUCAUGAUACUUGGAUGGAUCCAGAAGAAGGCGUUCCUCGAGAUGUUGACGAUAAGUGUAAGUUUGGCAGUGGCAGCUAUACCCGAGGGUCUACCCAUCGUUGUGACAGUUACCCUUGCCCUGGGUGUCAUGAGAAUGGCCAAACGAAAGGCCAUAGUCAAGAAGUUACCGACCGUUGAGACCCUGGGAUGUGUCAACGUCAUUUGCUCGGACAAAACAGGAACGAUAACUAAAAACGAAAUGACAGCCACCAUUAUUGUCACACCUGAGGGAUAUGUUGCAGAUAUAACUGGCACUGGGUACAAUGAUCGGGGCAAAGUCCGAAUACGAAAGUGCGAUAAUUCCGAAUUAGCGAGAAUUUCGGUGACGAAUUUACUGGAGGUUGGAUGCAUCUGCAACAACGCUGUCAUUCAGAAUGACACAUUGUUGGGACAGCCAACGGAGGGAGCCAUCGUUGCUGCUGCCAUGAAGUAUGGAAUGUAUGGAACUGCUGAUAAGUAUCUGAGACUCCAGGAGUAUCCCUUCUCAUCAGAUCAGAAGAUGAUGGCGGUCAAGUGUAUCUCCAAAUAUUCCGAGGACAAACAGGAGAUUUACUUUGUCAAAGGGGCACUCGAGAAGAUUUUACCUCAGUGCACCAAGUACUCGAGCAACGGACAAUUGUAUUCAUUGAAUCAGAAAAAGGAUCAUGAAUUUUUGGCAGAAGCUUAUGAGAUUGGACAGCAGGGACUGAGGGUCAUUGGGUUGGCUCGAGGUACCUCACUCCAGGAUCUUGUUUAUGUCGGGCUCAUUGGCAUCUGUGAUCCCCCCAGGGAGGGAGUUCGGGAUGCCAUCACAACCCUCGCUAACAGCGGUGUCAAGGUGAAAAUGGUGACUGGUGAUGCUAAGGAAACUGCUGGGGCCAUUGCCAGCAUGAUUGGCCUUGACACUAUUCACAUGAAACUCAUGUCAGGGGAUGAGAUUGAGGGAAUUACCGAGCCUGAGCUGGAGCAGAUCAUUGAUAAUGUCAGUGUGUUCUAUCGUGUGACACCCAGACACAAGUUGGCCAUUGUCAAGGCCCUUCAGAGGAAUGGAAAUAUCGUGGGAAUGACUGGUGAUGGGGUUAACGAUGGUGUAGCACUCAAGAAAGCUGAUAUUGGAAUUGCUAUGGGGAAAAAUGGGACUGAUGUGUGCAAAGAGGCGGCUGAUAUGAUACUCGUUGAUGAUGAUUUUCGGACAAUUAUCGCUGCUAUUGAGGAGGGCAAGGGAAUAUUUUACAAUAUCAGAAAUUUUGUCAGGUUUCAACUCAGCACCAGCAUCGCUGCUCUUGCUCUCAUUGCUCUUGCCACUCUCAUGAGCAUUCCCAAUCCACUCAAUGCCAUGCAAAUUCUCUGGAUUAAUAUUAUCAUGGAUGGACCACCUGCACAGAGCCUUGGGGUUGAGCCUGUUGAUAAGGAUGUGCUGAAACAAAAGCCCAGGGAUACGAAGGAGCCCAUGAUCACCAGGAGUUUAAUCAUCAAUGUUCUUCUCUCGGCUGUUAUUAUUAUUCUGGGAACUCUGUGGGUUUUUAAUCGAGAGAUGAGCUCGAUGGGCAUCACUGCGAGGGAUACCACGAUGACCUUCACCUGCUUCGUGUUUUUUGAUAUGUUCAAUGCACUCAGCUGUCGGUCACAGACGAAGUCGAUUUUCACUAUUGGAUUUCUCAGCAAUAAAAUGUUUUUGGUCGCUGUGACUCUGUCUGUCAUUGGCCAGAUGCUGGUGAUUUAUUUCCCACCGCUGCAGAGUGUUUUUCAGACUGAAGCACUCACUGCUAAAGAUAUAAUAUUUUUGGUGGGUCUCACAUCCAGCGUAUUCAUCAUCAGUGAAAUAAAGAAGUUCCUAGAGCGUCUGUGGGAGUCACGACGCACGAGUGGACGGUAUUACAGUAAGUCUGAAUUGGAUUUUGUAUGACAAUUGCUGUCUGGCGAGGAGGAAAAAAUGGAUUAAUGCUCGCGCCAAUUUGUUCAAUCCAAUUGUAGUUGAAGGAAAAAAAAUUAAGAAUGAAAGUUAUCUCAUCAGUUUAACACUCUUUGGCAUACUGACUGCAGUGGAAAAAAGCUCAGUUCUCUGGAAUACAGAAGUAGAUAAAAAAAUAAUGUAAAUCUCAUGAUUCUGACAUACGACGGACGUAUUUUGUCAUCAGUACGUUGUUGUCUGCAUGUCUGUGCAAGAUGUCCAUUUGCUGGAGCACAUGCUCUCAUGAAUAUUCUGUUGUGAUUGUCGUACAUGUGCGUCGAUGAAUUUACAGAAUACAGGAAGCUGAUUAACAACAACUCCAAUGUACAUGGAUAAUGUCAUUAAAAUGAGAUUAAUCGUUUGUUUCCUCGAUUCAUGAACAACAUUUGUUCAACUACUUUUGUCAUCACGAAGAAUGUGAGGACUUAUUCAAUUGCUGAGUAUGAUGUAAGUGAUGAGCUUAUGGCGGGGCAAAAUGGAACAGUAAAGUCAUCUGAGCAUUCGAUUUUUCCCACCGAUUUUGUUGAAAUUAUUUAAAUUUAUCAUUUAUUGCUCAAUCAAUUUAUUAUCACGAAAGUCUAACGAUUUUGAUUUUUCUGUUUAAAUUUGUCGUUUGUUCUCGUAUUUUAUUGCAGCAUUAAAACCAAGAAAAAAAAUCAAUUGACUAACAGAGAAACAGAGAAAGGAAUAUAAUCAAAUAGAGAUCGACGGACAUUUCCAUGAAAAGUCUGUCGAAAAAUGCCAGAGAAUAAUUAAUAGAACAGUUGAACACAACUUGUUCCAAAGUACUGGGGUUUUUCCAUUAAAUUUUUUCGUACGUCCAACUGUUUAGACAAAGAUAUGAUGUACAGCAGUUUGAUUCUCCUUGAUAUUAGUGUCAACUACGAUCAUUAAUGUCCCAUGAAAUUCUGAAAAUACCGAACAGUAGCUCAUUAUCGCCUAUUAUUUAUGAAAUUUACCAAUAAAAAUUCCUCACGUAUUCACAUCACUUUAUCGAUAUUGAGUGUCACAACUGCACAUUCCAUUGAACAUUUAAUUUAAAUAAUCACCAAUUUAUUAAUAGCUGAGCUGUAUUUUCAGGUCUCAAUUCUCACGAUAAUAUUGAACAGUAGAAAUUAAUCAAUUAAUUAAAUUCACGUGUGAUUUAUUGUGGUAAUUUUCACACGUAUCUGCAUUACCCGUAUGAAUUUCCAAUAUUGUAUCUCGUAAUGUAGUUGAUCGUUUCAAAAUUUAAAUGAUCAAAACUUAGUCGAUUAAGGUUGUUGUCGCACUACGGUCUCUGUAAAAAAUUAAUGCGCUGUCAAAUGGCCGCGAUUAAAGCACAAGACAGUAAAUAGUCUCACACGAUUGAUUAUGUAUGAAAAUUUAAAUUGUAAUUAUAUAUUUUCCAUUGUCAAUUACGUUAAUUAAUGAGCUGUCUGUAAUUAUUUGUCGAAAACAAAGUGGUCAAUCGAUUAAAAUUUUUUUCACUCUUCCCCGAUGCGGCUUUUACCCCAAAUAAUUUUUAUUAAAAAAACUAUCGAGUCGUCGAUUUUUUAAAUAAUUAUAAUCCGUGACGUUCCAUUUAGACUCGUGAAAAGUCACCAAAAUUUCGAAAAAUUCUAUCUCAAGUUCAAAACCGACAAUCUCAAGCAGGAAGUGAUGAUUUUGCAGCUACAUUUUUCAACUAUUCAUCGUUAAUAUUUAAACAAAAACUGUUGAGUAAAUAUUUUACACGAUAACAACCUUAAGAAUAGAAUUCGAACAACGCACAAUGAUUGUUAAGAGAUUGAUAGCACAUUGUCAUUAUCCCAAUGGAAAUACGAGGGUUCAUCCAUGGCAUUUAUUUUUACUCAAGAGAUUAUACAUUAAGAACAAUCGAUUGUUAAUUGCAAUCAAGGGUCAUUGACGUUAGCUGUGAGGACAGCGUCACUAAGGGAUGUCAUUCGUUUUUACUCUCGUAAAUCUUAUAUGUUUGAGGAUGUUUACCCAUUCUCAGGACAUUACCCCUCACAUUUUCACGAUUUUUCGGUUUUUAAAUAUAGAAAAAAUUGAAUAAUUAAUUAACUAUGAUAAUUAUAUUUAUAUUGAUUAUAUAGUUGAUGAAUGGUAGCAGUUAUUAUAAUUAAUUCAUCGCAGAUCCCCUCGGACAAAAUAAAUACAUAAGGAAUUUUCAAUGUUUUAAAAAAUGGCGUACAAAUUAAAAAUUGACACGCCAUCAAUUAAUGUAUUUUUUAUAAUUCAUUUGGUUGGAACGUUUGGAAAAAAUAUUCAGGUUGAAAAUUCGGAUUUUUUUUUAAUUGAUAGAAUAUAUUUUUGGAUGUACAGGAAAAUCUCGUUGAGGACGAUAGGUCAUUACCCGGAAAAAAUGAAUAAAAAUACAAAUAUUUUUAUUUUGUAUUGACGUUUCCCUAAAAAAUUAUAUUUUCAAUUUAAAAAUGUCUUCUCCGACAAAGAGAAAGUAGAAAAUCGAUCAAUUGUUAUGUAAUUUUUUUAGAGACUAUUCUAUGUACCUAACGAUAUAAAACUUUGUAAAAAAACUUUGAGUGUGUGUGGAGAACAAGAAUAAUUUUUAAAAAUAUUUGUUUAGUUAAAGGAGCUAUUUAUUUUUUCACUGCGCACUCGUUUUUUUUUUGUCCACUCAAUUUAUAAGUAUGAACGUGGGACUGAAGUAUUUAUUGAGGUGGAGGGAAUAGCUUCGCCUCAUUGUUGACAUAAUAUGGAAUUUUUAAUCACCUGGGGUUCUGGGUAAACAUCCUUGAAUGACGAUAAAGGGCUGAAUUAGUGAUUCUCACCUGUGAUUACAAAAUAUUAUCAACAUUCGGAAUUGGUGCUAUGUAAACAAUCGUCUUAUCUCCAUCGAUAUUACUCGAUAUUUGUCGAUACAGAAUUAUCGAUGGAGAGAGAUUUUGACGAAUGUAUCGGAGAAUAAUUAUCGAUUUCUAUUUAUAAAUCGUCGCUGAAUAAUUGCUACCUGUACAGGAUCACUGAAUUUUAAAUGCAUUUCUCGACUUAAAUAUGAAUAUUGUGUUUUCUUUGUAUAUGAAAUGAAAAAAUGAAAAACUGGAAAUAAAAGAAAAUGGAAAAUUAAUAA
Diachasmimorpha longicaudata is the source of this 6471-nucleotide messenger RNA. It is a transcript of the gene SPoCk, whose product is annotated as calcium-transporting ATPase type 2C member 1. Gene Ontology annotation, cellular component: plasma membrane; Golgi membrane; endoplasmic reticulum. Gene Ontology annotation, molecular function: ATP hydrolysis activity; P-type calcium transporter activity; ATP binding. Gene Ontology annotation, biological process: calcium ion transmembrane transport; intracellular calcium ion homeostasis; manganese ion transport. The record is from RefSeq and is a predicted model, not a curated record. The coding region runs from base 651 to 3353 and encodes 900 amino acids. The transcript has 5 exons. Lineage: Eukaryota; Metazoa; Arthropoda; Insecta; Hymenoptera; Braconidae.